Molecule: messenger RNA, 5443 nt
Organism: Pieris brassicae (large cabbage white)
Lineage: Eukaryota; Metazoa; Arthropoda; Insecta; Lepidoptera; Pieridae
Gene: Vgn
Product: vitellogenin-like
Exons: 7
Coding region: 39-5324 (1761 amino acids)
Biological process (GO): lipid transport
Molecular function (GO): lipid carrier activity
Source: RefSeq, a predicted model, not a curated record
CUCAUCAGUCAGAACAGCUAGGACUAGGACUAAGCAUCAUGAAGCUUCUGGUCCUGGCGGCCUUUGUUGUGGCCGUGUCAUCGGGCCGUCUAGGGAGUGAAUCCAACUCUGCAGAUCAGCAGUGGCCAUGGCAAAGUGGUAAGGUGUAUAAGUAUGAUGUGGAAUCUCAUACUCUGGCUUCUCUUCCCGAUAGUGCUAGCACUGGGAGCUCUUACCGAGCAAGAUUCGUUAUACGUGCCAGAGAAUUUGGAAAGCUUGAUGCAAGACUGGAAAACGCAGUUCAUGCUUUAGUGCACAAAAAACUACGACAACACAACCAAAUAUCUGAUGAAGAAGAAAACGACUACCAGCCGUUAUCGAAUCUGGAGAAACCAUUUGAAAUCAACGUAAAUGGUGGACGGAUUGUCUCCCUCAAUUUGCCACUAGGGUUACCUCUCGCUUACGAAAACCUGCUGAAAGGUCUCAUUGGAUCCCUUCAAAUCGACUUGUCUACAUACCGUAACAUCAACUCACCUGGUGACAAUUACGACAAUGACGCUAAACAGGGCUUGUUCCGAAAAAUGGAAACCGAUGUCACUGGUGAUUGCGAAACAUUAUAUUCAGUAUCACCUUCAGCAGCGGAAUGGCGACGUGAAGUUCCCAAAUUUGCCAAUGCUGAAGAUCCUAUUGAAGUUACAAAGAGUAAAAGCUAUGACAAUUGCCAUCACAGAAUUGACUAUCAUUUCGGAGUACCCGAAGGUGUUGAAUGGACUGGUACUACACACUCCACCAAAAAAGAACAACUAAUAAAGAGAUCCACGGUUUCUCACUAUCUCGUGGGGAAGAAUGGGCCUAUUUACAAAGCAGAAACAACGAGUAUUGUUAAUGUUAGCCCACUUAUGUUUAGCAAACAAAAAGCCGAAGUACACAGCAAGAUCACUAUUCAAUUAGCUAAUUACGAAGACGACAAUGAACCAGAAUGGGAAAAACCUGAAGGCGGACGUGAAGUCGAAAACCUGUUAUACUCAUUAACCCCCAAACAAGUAUCAAUCGAUGAUUCGUCAUCUUCAGCCGAAUCACGCGAUAAUGAGCAACCAGCAUCACGUGUGCGACGGUCAUCUAAAUCCAAAUCAAUAACUAUAAACAAAAUUAUAUCUCAAAAGUACAGUAGGGAAAACUCAGAUUCUACAAGUUCAUCCAGUUCAGCCGACUCACGUUCCACGUUCGUUAACGACGACGUUCCCAAAUUCAAUGAGCCUGCAUAUGCAGCUCUGUAUAUGAACUCGCAACCCCGUGGUGAUAAAAAACAAAAUCCAUCAAACGCACAGAAACUUGUUCAAGAAAUGGCACAACAAUUACAAAAUGCUAAUAAUAUGCCUAGGGCUGACUUCUUGUCAAAAUUCAAUAUACUAGUCCGUGUUAUUGCUUCCAUGAGUUAUGGUCAACUAACGCAGGUGAGUCGCAACAUUGAAGCUGCGAAAGACCACGAAGAUGAAAUGAAAGCAGAUAUGUGGAGGAUAUACCGCGAUGCAGUGGCACAAGCUGGUACACUGCCAGCCUUCCAACUCAUCAGAUCUUGGAUACAAGAAAAUAAAAUUCGAGGAGAGGAGGCUGCUGAAGUUGUUGCAGUUCUACCUAGAUCACUCCGUUACCCCACUAAAGAAGCUAUGAUCCAAUUCUUUGAGUUAGCUAUGAGCCCCGAAGUUAGAGAAGAAAAGAGCCUUAAUACUUCCGCUUUAAUAGCUGCAACUAAAUUUAUUCAAAUGGGCCAAGUUGAUAAUAGAACUGUGCACCGUUACUACCCAACACAUAUGUAUGGACGUCUUUCCAAUCAACAUGAUCGCUUUGUUAUAGACGACAUUCUUCCGCGACUUGAAGCACAACUACAGUUGGCCAUUGAGCAAAAUGAUAGUCACAAAGCUCAGGUAUAUAUAAGGGCGAUAGGUACUUUAGGACACCGCGAAAUAUUAAGAGUAUUUUCACCAUACUUGGAGGGCAAGGUACCGGUUUCCACUUACCUUCGAACUCAAGUGAUUGACGCUUUAAAAACUUUAGCAAGACAAAAGGAUCGUUACGUCAGAUCUGCUUUAUACAGUAUUCUCCGGAAUACAGCUGAACCGUACGAAGUCAGAGUAGCAGCUAUUAUGAACAUAUUUAUGACACAUCCAACUGAAGCAAUGUGGCAAGAAAUGGCUGAAAUGACCAAGAGAGAUCCUAGUCAGGAAGUACGUGCUGCUAUUAAGUCUGGAAUUCAAUCAGCAGCAAAACUACAACACCCUCGCUACUUUGAGGUAGCUAGGUCAGCACAAGGUGUACGUGAUAUGUUAACAGAAGAGAAUUUCGGUAACCAACAGUCAUUAAAAGCGAUGAGUUCCUACGGAAGAGAUGAUGAUGAUGUCGGCAUAUUCGGUGUAUGGUCAGCAAUCGGAGCAGAAGACAGUUUAAUUCCUAAAUCGAUAAGAUACUAUCUUCAAAACACAGUAGCAGGAUGGAAAGAAGAAACAACAGCCUCAAUAGCACUUUCCAACUGGCAGGAUUUAAUGAACUAUUUCAAUGAAUUUAACCAAAAAGAUUCCCAGCAAUCAAAAUCGAAAACGGAACAUAAAUAUUCGGCUGAUAAAAUCUAUGAUAUGUUUAAUGGCAAAAAAGAAAGACAAGCUGCAGCACUUUCAAUGUUUGUUGACCUCAUGAAUCAACAGAGAUUCUUUGCACUAGGUGAAGAGGAUUUGAAGCAACUCCCACAACAAUUGGCCAAUGUCCUAAACGGAGACAGUGAAAAACAUUAUACUAAAGUGGUAAACAAAAAUAAGUUAUCAAUCAUGUUCCCUGUUGCAUCUGGUAUGCCUUUUAUUUACAAAUACAAAGAACCUACUGUUAUUCAUACAAGACGGAGUGGAAUGGUUAAUUUGGCAGGAAAUGAGAACUCUAACACAAACCUAAAUAUGGAAUAUGUUAUAACUUAUGCAGAAAAUCAUGAUGGAAGCGUCGGUUUCUUGGACACUAUUUCUAACCAAUAUGCUAGCGUUGGUGUGGUUGGAAAAAUGCAGUUAUAUGCACCUUUAAGAAUACAAGCUGAAAAGAAAUCAGGAGAAAUAAAAAUUACAUUUGCACCUAUUCAACCAGAGCAAGACAUUAACAUAUUCCAUUACAGCGUCUGGCCGUACAGUGCGAACCAGAAGAAGGAUACUCUUGUAACAAUUUCCCAAGACCCCACUACUAAACUAACUAACCGCAACAGUAAAACUAUGGCAGUAGAUUACAAGUUUGGGCAAAUGUUUGGUACCCAAUACCAAUUUAAUGGAUACUCAUACUCGAACGACUACAACAACGUGAUUAACAUGCUCUUGUCUCGCAGUCCUCUAUCUCACAUGGUUGCACCAUUCAACCAAAAGGAUAUUGGUCAGACCCACUUUAACCUGAAGUAUCUUGGAAAGCAAUCUAAGUCUAAAGCCAUGACUAUUACAGCGAAAUAUGAUACAUUGUAUAAUCAAAAGCAACAAGGAAAAAUGUCUGUUGAGGCAGCGGAAACUACUGAUACAUCACCGAACAGCGCCCAGAGACGUGAGGCUCUUGUAAAACAAGUAGUCUCGGGGGUAAACACAGGUCGUGCUCAAGUUCUUGACCUAAGCGCUAUUUUUGACUCGCCUCAAAAAUUAGAAUACGUUUUCACCUCAGCCAUUAGUAGCAGUGACAUAGACCCAAAGAUACAAGUUGCAGUUUUCGGAGCUCGAAAUUCUGAACAAAAUGGCAAUUCUCAAGUAAAUGCUGUUGCAAGACUAACGAAACCAAACUCGGCUUCCACUCUUAACUACGUCAAAGCAUUAAAAGAUGAAAUGAAAAUGCAAUUCGAAGCUGAUAUUCGCUAUGGCCAAAAAGAAAGAAUUUCUAUUCAAGGAUCGGGCCAACGUUCAUCAAAAUAUGUCGAAGACUUGCAAAAUCACCCUCUUUCUCGGCAAUGUCUUGAAGAAAUGGCUAGUAACAACAACUACCAGCAUGCCUGUCAUAAAAUGCUUAAUUUAGCUCACGCACCUGAUUCAUUCAGAUUCUCAGUGACCUACAACGUCAAUUCUGGAAUCAGGAAUGCUGCUUACCAAGCAUACAGAAUCGCUAAGAGCUUAGCACUUUCGCAAGUUGAAGAUAAUCCACAAAAGGUUUCACCUGACGGCCAGCUGGAAUUAGCGUUUGACUUAGCCUAUUUGACGCAGACAAUGAAUAUGAGUUCGAAUUCCCGCUAUGGUGAACUACGAAUUAAAAAUAUACCCAUGCCUGCUGUAACUCCCGGGGCUUUGUCAGCGUAUCGACCCAUGUCACCUACAGAACGAGUUCUUAACUAUUACACAAAACAUCAAUAUCAACCAUAUUGUUCCAUUGAAAGCACGCGAGUGAGAACAUUCAGCGACCGUAGAUACAAUUACACUCUCUCUCGGAACUGGCAUGUUGUUAUGGUGAACAGGGUACCAUACAACGAUGACUACACAGUUCUUGCAAGGAGACCCAGUGAAGAUACCCAAGAAGUUUACAUUUCGUACAGAUCUCAGAACGGUAAACAUCUAGAAAUCGAGGUCGGCCCAGGAGCAGACAGCUCCAACUAUAAUGUCAAGGUCUUCACCAACUCCAAAAAGAUAUCUGAGGGAGAGCUUACCACCUAUUUUGACGAAAGUGAGGAAGCUCCCAUCCUCGAAUACUACGUACAGCCUGAUAAUGUUCUGGUCCUGAAGAUCAAGGAUAACCGUCUUAGGAUCAUGUAUGAUGGCCAGAGACUCGUGGUACUAUCAGCGCAAGGUCGGGGGCAGAACAGAGGAAUCUGUGGACAGAUGAGUGGUAAAAGGCGAGACGAUUACAUGACUCCUUACGGUCUUGUAGACAACCCUGACCAAUACGCGGCGUCCUUCGCCUUGAACGAUGAUAAUCCUGAACCAAGGACCCGGCAACUACAGGCGGAGGCUAAACAAAUGGCAUACCAACGCCAGAACAAGUACACAGCAAUCCUCCGCUCAGAUCCGAACUGGCAGAAGUCGCAAUCAGAAAACAUGAAGUGGGAUGAUAGCGGUGUGUACAACGCUAGGAGCUAUUCCAAGAAGAAGUCACCGUGUAAAAUGCAGAAGCAGGUGCAAUACUACGAAAACUACGGAGAGAUUUGCAUAACAACCAAGGCUUUACCAGUUUGCCAGCCCUACUGCAAUGUUGAAGACUACAAGGUUCAGGCGGCUCAGGUAGUCUGUCAUCCCAAAAUGGAUCCACAGUUCAUUACUUACAGGAAUCAAAUACGACAGGGUCUUAAUCCUAAAGUGUCUGGUGCACCUGAGUCAAGGCAAUACCGAGUUCCCGCAUCCUGUAAAGCAUGAUUUUCCCCUGGAUGAUAUUAGGCAACGACUUUUAAAUAUGGCACGAAAUGGACUAUGAUAUCUUACAGUUAUAGAUAUUUAUGUAUAGUAUGUUUAUAAUCUUUGAAAAUAUAUUAUGU